Mytilus trossulus (common blue mussel) is the source of this 2693-nucleotide messenger RNA. Its product is annotated as uridine diphosphate glucose pyrophosphatase NUDT22-like. Bases 37 to 942 code for a protein of 301 amino acids. Lineage: Eukaryota; Metazoa; Mollusca; Bivalvia; Mytilida; Mytilidae. Gene Ontology annotation, molecular function: GDP-mannose hydrolase activity. The transcript has 3 exons. The record is from RefSeq and is a predicted model, not a curated record.
GUUUAACUGAAAAUCGUUGCACAGGUAAGCAGAUUUAUGACGUCGAUUAACAACAAAUUGGAAAACAACCCAAGCAUGGAUUCAGAAGUUGAAAUGAUGUUUUGUGCCCCGCCAAACAUUACACUUAACAGAAAUUCAACUGUUGUACGGAACUCGUCAAAGUUCAACCGAAAUGUGUUACCUGAAUUGGAAGCUGACAUUGACGGUAUAUGGACAGAUCGACUAAAAACAAAUCCCAAACUUUACAAUGGCACUAAAUUUAGACUUGACAGUACGGAAUUAAAUGCAAAUAAUGUUAAACUAAACAUAGGAAUAACUUGUUAUAAAGAUUUUAUAGGCACUAACUGGUCACCCAAUGCUACAGAACUUCAAGGCAAAGGGGGUACACAUUUUAAAAACCCACAAGCUUUCAUGUCUGAUGCCCUUGGUGUAGGAGCUUUACUUUUAUCUUUUGAUAAUUAUGUUACAUUCCAAAUGAGAAGUUUAGAUUGUGGAGAAGCAUGCGGUAUGUGGGAUAUACCUGGAGGCCAUGCAGAACCAAAGGAAAUAGUAGGAAAGAAAGUGGUGACAGAAAUAGAUAUUGAUGAUAUGGAUUCUGAAAAAAUAACCAAUGAAAUAUAUGACUCAAUUCUACGAGAGGUAGUGGAUGAAGUAAAUGUUCCUAUGAAAUGUUUAUCAGAUCCGGUAUUAAUGGGGAUAUGUAGGAACAAUACAUCUGCUGGCAGACCUAGUGCUGAAUUUCUUAUCAGAUGUAGUUUAAAGUCCAAUGAAAUAAGAGAUUUAUACCUACAAGGGAACCAAGCUGAAGCAGAUGAAUCUACCUGUAUACGAUUACUUCCCCUUGAUGAAGUUUUAAACAUGACAGGAGAACAUGAAAUGUGGAAGAAUAUGGCACCCUCAUCUAAAGGGUGCAUAACUCUUGCUAAACACUUUAAAUUUUGAUACCAUUGAUUUUAGUAUCAUUUCAUUGCAUAAAACAUUGAAAAAUUAACUACAUUAAAGAUAAUAUUAACAUAAAAUCCAAUUUAAGGAUCACAAAAAGACAAUGAUAAAUACGCAUUAAUUCUUUAUACAUGGGCAUGUGUCAAUUAGUUAUUUUACAUGAAUCACCAGAUUAUCUCCCUUUUUGUUAAAAAAAGGUAAAAAAUAGUAAUAAAAUUGUUUUUGUUAAGAGAGAAAAAAUCAACCUCUACAGUAUUUAUUUCAUUAAAACAUAACUUGUUAUUUAACAUUAUGAACAGAACAUGUGAUAAAAUAGAGGAGAUUAGAAUAGAUUGGUUAAACCUAUCAUCGGUAUAUUUUUAUAACUAUUUAUUUGCAAGCUGCAUGUAAAAUGUGUGUUUAUAUGUUAUUGAAUGUUUUAAUAGUUGGUGAAAAGCUCAUCAUAGAUUGUUUUUAAAUGUAUGUCAAUUUGGCAAUCAAAACAAAGUUUUACUUUCUUACUUAUUCAUUUCUUUUUUCUAAAACAAAAGAUACUUUUUUACUGUUAUUUUUCAUUCUUAUUUGACAUUAUUUAAUGUAUUUUAUUGACCUGUUUUAGAACUGUUUACAAAUUUGCAAUGAACUUGAUAUUUUAUUAUACAACUAGUUAUUUCAUAUGUUAGUUUAUAUCACUAUUUAAUUUAUUAACAACUUUCCAUGAUUUUGGGUAAUUUAGAGAUUUGUACAGAUUUUGGUAUUUCUAGCUUUAAAUGUUCUCCAUUCAUCUUUCAAAUAGCAUUGUGGUUAAAAGGAAUUUAUUAAAUACAUGUACCACGUUGUUUCUAGAAAUUAUAGCAUCACAUCCAUAAAUCAAUCUACUCAAUAUUAGAAAUUCAUUUUAGAGAGCAUCCUGCUUCAGCAAUAUAGCAUCUCAUUACCAAGAAGCUAUAGGCCAUGGGGAAGAACACUGGCUUUAUCUUAGUUUCUUCAAUUUACAGAGUUUGGUAAAUUUUUGAGCCAUAAAGAGCUUUUCACAAGGUGAUGGGGCUUCACUUAAUUAAAAGUCAUAUGAUGGAUUUUGAGAUAUCAUAUUUAGUUAAAUCAAAAUCUUUGCUUGCUGAUAUUGUCAAUCAGUAUUGAAUAAAAUUAGAACAUGUAGUAAAUCAAUAGUUGUAGUUCAAAGAUAGAAGUGUGGUUAGGAUGCAGAUAACUACACAAGCACAAUGAUGAGUUGGCCUGACAUAUCUUAAUAGAAUAGUUACAUUCACCACCAAAUGUAUACUGUUGAGGGGUAAAUUUCCCCGAGUGGUUCUUUAUUUAUGAUAUUUGUCUCAUUUUUUAUGUUAGAUCCAGACUCUUGGCCAAUUUGUGAAAAAGGGAAAGGGGGCAUAAAAAUCAGUCUUUGAAAGCCACAUUUACUUUGCAAAAAUGUAUUUCAAUUUCACUUUUUCCUCUGCAAAAGGGAUGGAGAAAGUGAAUGAGAGCACCAGCAUUAAAUAAUCUCACCAAAGUAGAAUCUAGAAUCAGUUGAGAGUUCAAGGAUUUUUUUUGCCAGAAAGAUGAACUGGAAAAGUCUAUUUGUGCAUAGACCAAUGUAAAGAUGUUCUUCAUAUAAAUGUUUCACAUGAUACUCUUGUUAGUUGGAAGUGAUAUAUGAACUAACUGUUAUUAUGAAAGUUGUUGUUAUUGUUGACUGCAUGUAUACAUUGUUUUGUAUUAUAUAUUUUGUAAAACACAGUUUUUAACUGUUAUAUUUUAUACAGAGGGUUGGA